AUGGAACUACAUGCCACAAUAAAUGUUGCCAUAAAUUUAUGCAAAUUUCGUAAUAUUGACUUAUUACAAAAUGGUUAUUAUAGAUUAAUGUGUCGUUUAUAUUAUGUAGAAGGAGAUUGUACAUAUGGAAUUACUCCCACUAAAAUACUUCAUACAAGGAAUAAUCAAUUUAAAUCUGAAAGUGCAGAAAUUUUAGAAGAUGGCUCUUCAGUAACAAGUCCUAUAUUAAUUAAAUAUAUAGAUGAUAUUAUAGACAUAAAUGAGACAAUUUUAUUUAGCAGUGAUAUACCUCUUUAUAUUCCUCCUACUAAGAGUACAUCAUUUUUUUUUGAAACAUUAUCAGCAAAUUCUUUUCAUAAUAGUGAGAAUAGCUAUCUAAAUGGUAAUAUUAAAUUAGUACCUUUUUUUUUGGAAGUUGAUCUUUUAUAUUCUGAAAUGGUAAUAUCAGAUAUUUUAGGAACUCCAAUUAUAUCUUGUACAGAUAACAUAAAUAAUAAAGAUAUUCCAUUGAAGAUAGGAGAUUAUUCUAGUGUUUCUUAUAAUGUUUACAAAAUAAAUAAUGUAUCAAGUGGAAUAGUAGAAUAUAUCCCAAUAAUAUUUGAUGAAUAUCACUUUUGUCAUAUAGGGUGUAUAAUAAUGACACAAAUAACUGGAUUAUUUAUUUCUCCUGUACUAAGAGCUCCUAAAUUAACAAAAUAUUAUACAAGGUAUAAAGUUCCAAAAUCUCAACCACAAAUACCUUCUUUUUUAUUACUUGGAGAUACUAUUACUGCUGAACUAGGGAAUCCAUCUUUUAAUUCAAAUUUAUUUAUACAAAGUGCGAAAUCUGAUUUGGAUAUUUAUAGAAAAAGUGAUAAAAGAACUAUUUUUACUAUAAGAGGUAUAAUUCUUCAGAAGAUAGCUCAAAUAUCAAUUUCAGAAGAAUUUUUGAAUAAGAAAAAUAAUAUAUCUGAAUUAGUAGAUAAAUCAAAUAAUAAUAAAGAUAAUGAUAAGGCUGAUUUAUCAAAAUUAGAGAAUAAUGUAAUAAGUAUUGAUGAAGUAUUUCCUUCAGUAAUAACUCGUGAUCCAAUGUUUCUGGAAUGUUCUAGACUUCGUUUAGAAUUGGUUUCAACUUUGACUUAUAUAUUUAUUCAACUAGCUGCCCAUAUGAAAUUUAUUAUUAGUAAAUGUUGCAGUACCCAAAGACUUCGUUUAAUGGGAUCAUUAUUAAGUAUUCCUUAUUUAGAAUUACCUGGAGGUACUAAAAUAAAUGUAGAACCACUAAUAGAUCUUGAAAAAUAUUCUUAUGUUGAGAAUGGUGCUACAGUACCUUUUGUUGUAGUUAAAUUAAAUGAAAAUGAUUUUAAAGAGAUGAAUUUGAUUAAUGAUAAUUAUACUGAAUGGGAUAAAUUAGAUAAUGAUUUAGAGACAAUAUCACCUCAUGAUAAUAUGCAAGGAUUUAAAACAAAGAAACAAUUAACAUCAACAUGUUGUAUUAGAUUUCCUAAUACAAUAUGGUCUUUAACUCCUUUAUUUUGGCAAUUAAAUUAUAAGAGAGGAAUAACACCUCCAUUAUUUAGAAAUGAUUUAUCACCACAGUAUAAUAAUAUAGAUUAUGCAACAACAGUUUGUAGUUUACCAACUUUACAAAGUUAUAUUAAAUCUCCAUAUGGAAUUGAACAAUAUGGGAAGAUAUUAUUAGAUAAUAUAACAGAUUUGUCACAACAAAUUACUAAUAGUUGGGAUCGUAUUAUUAGUAUUUUUCCUUUUGUACUUCCAAAAUUGGAGAAUAUUGCUAGGAUGGAAUAUAUAAGAAAAAAGAUGUAUCUUUGGAAUGAAGUAAUUUUUAUAGAGACACUCCCUAAUGAUGAAAUGUUAAUACCUAAUCUAAAACCUUUACCACCUAAAUUUCCAGAAUUUAUUGGAAAUGGUACGUUUCCAAUAACUCCUCCUUCAAUAUUGUCUGUAAAUUCAUCUCCUACUGAAGAAGAGAUAAUUAAACAAAAGUCACGAGGCACAUUAGCUUUAUUAUCUCCAUGGAUAAUUGGAUCUCAAAAGUCAACUUCAUAUUUUAUGAAACCAGUUGAAUAUCAUUCAAAAAUAGCUGAACAAUUAAGGAAUGAUUCUGUAUUUAAAUCAAUUCCAUCGCCUACUUUAGUAGAGGAAAUUUGCUUAUCUUCAAUUUUUGAAGAUUCUAAUGAUUCAAUAGAUCCCAAAAAGACUUUAGAUACUCCUAUUUCUAUAACAAGUAGUAAAUAUAAUGAAUGGUUACCAAUAAUAUUUAUUCAACAAUAUUCUGAAUCAAAUACUAAUAAGAAAUUAGGUGGUAUUUUAGUGCAUUGUGGUCAGGCUUGUAGAGUAGGACUAAAUAAUGAUCCUAUAAUAAAAGCUUUAAAUAUAGUAGAUGAGGUAUUAAUAAAUGAUUUUGAAAAACCUACAUUAACUGCAUCAUCUACUACAGAUACAAGAUCUACAAAUGAAGUUCCAGUGAUUCCGAUAAUAGAACAAAAAAAUUCAAAAAAAUGUAUUCAAAAAAAUUUUAAAAAAAAUGUAGGGGUUCAUAUAAUGAUAUUUGUACAUGGUUUUCAGGGUACUGCUUUUGAUAUGAGAAAUGUAAGGAAUAUUAUUUCAUUGUAUUAUCCUGAAGUACUUUGUUUACUAAGUACUUGUAAUGAAGAAUUAACUGAUGAACCAAUUGAAGAGAUGGGUAAAAGGCUUAGCUCUGAAAUUAUUGAAGCUGUAACUCCUUUCAGUAAUUCUCUUGAAAAACUUUCCUUUGUAGGUCAUUCUCUUGGUGGACUAAUUAUUAGGGCUGCAUUACCAUACUUAAAACAAUUUAAACAAAAUUUUUUUCUUUUUUGGACUUUGAGUACUCCUCAUUUAGGAUAUUUAUCAAGCUCUUCAAAACUUGUAAAUGUCGGUGUUUGGUUAAUGAAAAAGUGGAAAAAUUCUCCUUGUUUAACCCAAUUAACACUCUCAGAUUCUUAUAAUAUUGAAGAAACAUAUUUAUAUAAGCUAGCAAUUGAAAAUUCACACUAUCUUUCAAGUUUUAAAUAUAUUGUUUUUUGCUCUUCUCAUCAGGAUAUGUAUGCACCUUAUGAUAGUGCUAGAGCAGAAUGUUCUCCAGAUAGCCUUCUAGCAUAUAAAGAUAUGGUAAAAGCGAUUCUUAAAGAUGUCGAUCCUAAAAAUUUAACUAGGAUUGAUGUAAAUUUCUAUCUUCCCCAAAAAAAUUUGGAUACUUUUAUUGGAAGAGCUGCCCAUAUUCAGGUAAUUGAAAGUCAAAUAUUCGUCAAGAUUUUGGUUACGAGAUUCCCACAAUGGUUUAUAUAG
Messenger RNA from Cryptosporidium muris RN66, 3309 nucleotides. RefSeq lists its product as uncharacterized. Lineage: Eukaryota; Apicomplexa; Conoidasida; Eucoccidiorida; Cryptosporidiidae. Bases 1 to 3309 code for a protein of 1102 amino acids. The record is from RefSeq and is a predicted model, not a curated record. The transcript has a single exon.